AUGGCUACCACCGCGGCACCGUCGACCACAGAAACCCCCCCAACGCCAGCCCGUCGAAAAGUAGACCUGCGGAAUCCUACGCCACUAUCUGCUACUCAGGAAGCUGAAGUAAAACAGGCAUACUAUAAAAAGGUCCGAAGCAUCUGUGAUCCGGUAAUAAAAGAAUUCGCAGCAUGUGCUGUCAAUCGUACCGUCACCGCAACAUGGGUUUGCCGAAAGCAGCGACUUGCGAUGAACGCCUGCAUGGUUCUUCAUGCAAAGCCAGAGGUAGAGGAUUUAGCUCGAGAAGAAUGGUUUGCUGGUCGAGAAGAGAGGUUAAGGGCUCGGGAGAGAGAGGCUCAGCGGACGGAGAAGCGGAGGCAAGAAGUCAUUGCUAUGAUGAAGAAGGACGAUGAGAGACGAGCAGCCAAAGAGAAGAGCUCAUGA
This is a messenger RNA of Microsporum canis CBS 113480, 426 nucleotides long. RefSeq lists its product as hypothetical. The transcript is spliced from 2 exons. Gene Ontology annotation, cellular component: mitochondrion. Lineage: Eukaryota; Fungi; Ascomycota; Eurotiomycetes; Onygenales; Arthrodermataceae. The coding region runs from base 1 to 426 and encodes 141 amino acids. The record is from RefSeq and is a predicted model, not a curated record.